Candida dubliniensis CD36 is the source of this 1143-nucleotide messenger RNA. RefSeq lists its product as uncharacterized. NCBI's taxonomy places the organism in Eukaryota, Fungi, Ascomycota, Pichiomycetes, Serinales, Debaryomycetaceae. The coding region runs from base 1 to 1143 and encodes 380 amino acids. The transcript has a single exon. Gene Ontology annotation, molecular function: nucleotide binding. The record is from RefSeq and is a predicted model, not a curated record.
AUGAUUGCCCCAAAUCUCCUUCAAAUCAUAGUUGUGGGGGCUGGUUUAAUUGGCCCUAGACAUGCAUUACACGUUUCAAAUAAUCCACAAACUGAUUUAUUUGCAAUCAUUGAUCCUAAUCCAGCCACUGCCGAUGUUGCUGAAACAUUCAACACUUUAUAUUUCCCAUCAAUUGAAUCAUGUAUGAAAUAUUGUGAUGAGAACUCGAUUCCUUAUCCCGAUGGUGCCAUAGUGUGUACCCCUAAUCACACCCAUGUUUCAGUUAGUGCCGAAUUAGCAUCAUACGGAAUCCAUUUAUUAGUUGAAAAGCCAAUAGGAAGCACACCUGAAGAUGCUAAAGCAUUAAAACAUUACUGUGAAUUGAAAAAUGUAAAGGUUCUUGUGGGUCACCAUAGAAGAUUUAACCCUUACAUUUUAAGCACCAAGAAAAACUUAUCUAAAGUUGGCCAAAUAGUGGCCAUUCAAGGAAGUUGGAUGUUAAGUAAACCACAGGAAUAUUUCGAUGUCUCACCUUGGAGAAAAAGUACAAGUACCGGAGGUGGUGUGCUAUUGAUUAAUUUGGUACAUGACUUGGAUUUAUUACAAUACAUGUUUGGUAGGAUUCAACGUAUUUAUGCCGAGCUACUACUGCAACAGAGAAAUCAUGAAGCCGACGAAGGUGCAGCUUUGACCAUUAAAUUUGAGAGUGGAGUAACCGGUACAUUCAUUUGCUGCGAUAAUGUCGUGUCACCAUUUAAUUUUGAAAGUGGUACAGGUGAAAACCCUACAAUUCCUAAGAAUCAAGGUGUGUCAGGUAUUUAUCGUAUAUUUGGGUCCAAAGGGACCUUAUCGAUGCCAGAUAUGAAAUUGUAUCAUCAAGAAAAAGAUGUAACAUCUUCAUGGACCAAUCCAAUAAAUGAGACUGUUAUUGAACUGGAUUUGGAAAAAUUGCCCUUUGAUUCUCAGUUGGAACAUUUCAUUGAUUUAAUUAGAGGAAAUGUGAAAGAGCCUUGGUGUUCAAUUGAUGAUGGUAUUUCUGCAUUAUUGUGCAUUGAUGCAGUUAUGAAGUCGAUUGAGAGCGAUAUGCCAGUGAAAGUUCCGGAUAUCAAGAGUGUGUCAGCAGAUUAUAGCAAGUUAGGAGUUGACCAGGGUGUUUUUAAUUAG